AUGUCGGCGACAGAGCAAGACAUCGCCACCCUCCUCCAAUCCCUCCUCACCACCAUCGAGACCCAAAUCGUCCCCCUAACCGCCCAGGGUGUCUCCUCAGGAAGCAAGCUUUUCGGCGCCGCCAUCCUCUGCAAGUCAACCCUUGCCCCGCUCACAGUAGCCACCAACAACGAGCGCGCCUCUCCCCUCCUGCACGGCGAAAUUAACUGCAUCCAGCAAUUCUUCUCCUCCCCCACUCUCGCCGUCGGCUACACCCCCCGCCCCAGCACCAAAGAUUGCAUCUUCGUCGCUACACACGAGCCGUGCUCUUUGUGUCUAAGCGGCAUCACCUGGUCCGGGUUCGACAACUUCUACUAUCUGUUCACGUACGAAGAUAGUCGGGAUUUGUUUAGCAUCCCGUACGAUAUCCAAAUUUUGGAAGAGGUGUUUCGGGUGCAGGCUGAGGGGGAGAGCGAGCAGGCGUUGGGAAGGAGGGAGUUGUAUAAUCGGAAGAACAAGUUCUUUACAGCGAAGAGCUUUGCAGAUUUGGUGGGGGAGAUUGAGGAUGAGGGGGAAAGGACAAGGUGGGCACGGGAGGUGGGGAGGGUUAAGGGGUUGUAUGGGGGUUUGAGUGAGAGGUAUCAGGAGGGGAAGAGGGAGGGGGUGGAGAGUGCGAGUGUUUGGAAGUGA
Molecule: messenger RNA, 669 nt
Organism: Pseudomassariella vexata
Lineage: Eukaryota; Fungi; Ascomycota; Sordariomycetes; Amphisphaeriales; Pseudomassariaceae
Product: cytidine deaminase-like protein
Exons: 1
Coding region: 1-669 (222 amino acids)
Molecular function (GO): catalytic activity
Source: RefSeq, a predicted model, not a curated record